Molecule: messenger RNA, 1015 nt
Organism: Physella acuta
Lineage: Eukaryota; Metazoa; Mollusca; Gastropoda; Physidae
Product: DCN1-like protein 1
Biological process (GO): protein neddylation
Cellular component (GO): ubiquitin ligase complex
Molecular function (GO): cullin family protein binding; ubiquitin conjugating enzyme binding; ubiquitin-like protein binding
Source: RefSeq, a predicted model, not a curated record
AUUAUUUGCGCAUGCUCAUCGUAACAGGAAGUAAAAAUUUAGCUUUGCAAACAUCCGAAAAUGCAACGAUUAAAGAGCUCUCAGAAAGACAAAGUUCGGCAAUUUGUUGCUUUCACACAAACAGGAGAAAAGACAGCAAUCAACUGCUUAUGCGCUCAUGAUUGGAAACUAGAUGUUGCUGUUGAUAAUUACUUCAUGGCACCAGACCGUUAUAACACUGCUGAACCAAGGUCUUCUGUUGAUAAAAGAAAAAUAGAGGCUUUGUGGCAGCGCUAUAAGGAUCCUGGUGAUGAAGAGAAAAUGACUGUUGAUGGAGUGAUGAGGUUUUUAGAAGAUCUCCAACUGGCUCCUGAAUCAAGAACAGUUCUCAUACUUGCAUGGAAGUUUAAAGCAAAGACUCAGUGUGAAUUUUCCAAAGAGGAAUUCAUCACUGGCAUGGUAGAACUCAGUUCCGAUUCUGUAGAUAAACUCCGAGCGAAAUGCAACACUUUAGAGCAAGAGAUAAGAGAUUCAAACAGUUUCAAAGAUUUUUACCAAUUCACUUUCAAUUAUGCCAAGAAUCCUGAGCAAAAAGGACUAGAUCAGGAUAUGGCGAUAGCAUACUGGAAUAUAGUCCUCACUGGGAAAUUCAAAUUUCUAGACUUGUGGUGCAAAUUUCUACAGGAAAAUCAUAAACGGUCUAUCCCCAAAGAUACAUGGAAUCUACUUCUUGAUUUUUGUAAUAUGAUUAAUGAUGAUAUGAGUAAUUACGAUGAAGAAGGAGCUUGGCCAGUUUUAAUAGAUGACUUUGUAGAAUAUGCAAAACCAGUGAUAAACAGCAAGAGGAGCACAGUGGUAUAACUAGAGCAUACGCUGUAGUGAGCUUGUUGUUAGGAUUGUGAUUCAACCCUGUUUCAUCUAUUCUCUUUGUUUUACAGUGGGGUUUUCUUUGGAUUGUGGCUUCUCCCCUGUUAGGCAUUCAUCUUAGUUCCUUACUCUCUGUCGCUCUUAUGAAUCUCUAAAUAUGUCAUAUUCC